Molecule: messenger RNA, 1699 nt
Organism: Bombyx mandarina (wild silkworm)
Lineage: Eukaryota; Metazoa; Arthropoda; Insecta; Lepidoptera; Bombycidae
Product: putative fatty acyl-CoA reductase CG5065
Source: RefSeq, a predicted model, not a curated record
AAGCUGUCGUAAAGGGACAUGUUUGUGACCGACACCAGCACGUUACAUGAGGGCUGUAUGUUGCAGGAGCGAGGAGGGACAAUGGCUGAUAUGUCAGAAGAGGCUCCGAUCCUUCCAAGGUUCUACGCGGGGAGAUCGGUCUUCAUUACGGGAGGCACCGGCUUUAUGGGAAAGGUGUUGGUGGAGCGUCUACUGUCCACGUGCGCUGAUAUCCAGGAGGUGUUCCUCCUCGUGCGGGAGAAGAAGGACGUGCCGCCAGAGAAGAGGCUCGCUCAGUUCAAGCAGUGUCAGAUAUUCGAGAAGGUUCGGGAGCGGUGUCCGUGGCAGCUCGACAAGCUGCGCGUGCUCCCCGGGAACCUGGAGCGACCCCUGCUGGGACUCGAACCGGUGACUAUCGCUCGACUACACCAGGUGUCGGUGGUGUUCCACAACGCUGCGACCCUCAAGUUCGACGAGGCUCUACGCAAGGCGGUCGACCAGAACGUGCGGGGCCUCCUGUCCCUCGUCGACGUGUGCGACGCCCUGCCGAACCUCGAGGCGCUGGUGCACGUGUCCACUGCGUACAGCAACGCGGAGCUGUCGAGGGUGGAGGAGCGCGUGUACGCGGCGCCGGUGCCGCUGCAGCAGCUGCUGGCGCUGGCCGACGCGCUGCCGGACCAGCUCGCCGCCGACCUCACGCCCAGGUACAUCCACCCGAAGCCGAACACUUACACGUUCACGAAGGCGAUGGCGGAGUGCGUGCUGCAGGAGAGGACCAGCCGCCGCUACCCGGUCGCCAUCUUCCGACCGACCAUAGUGAUAUCAGCAGACCGGCACCCGGUCCCGGGGUGGAUAGAGAACUUGAACGGGCCGAGCGGCGUCGUCGUGGGGGUCGGCAAGGGGCUGAUGCACGUGUUCAGAGCGAACCUCGCGCUGCGGGCCGACUUGAUCCCGGUCGACGUCGUCGUGGACAACAUGAUCGCUGUUGCCUGGGAGACGGCCUCAGAACCGUGCGGCUCCUUGCGCGUGUACAACUGCGCGUCGGGCAAGCACGCGACGCGCUUGUCGGAGUUCAGAGCCACCGCAGUCCGCGUGCUCCGGAGCCUCCCGCUGGACUCAGGACUCUCCUAUCCCUUUCUGAUCGUGGUGCAGAACAGGUUCGUGUACCGGCUGCUGGAGUUCGUGCUGCAGACGGCGCCGCUGCACGUGGCCGAGUGCUUGCGGCAGACCGACGGGCAGAAGGCGAGGUUGAGUUUCACAACGGCAGGGCGGCGCAUACGAGCGAUGACGGAAGUGCUGCACUUCUUCGUGCUGCGCGAGUGGACGUUCCCGUGCGACAACAUCCGGCGGCUGCGGCGGCGGCUCACGGCGCGCGACCGCCGCAUCUACCACCUGGACGUCGCGGAGGUCCAUUGGGACGAAUUAUAUUUAAACUUCGUGAAAGGAACAAGAAAAUAUUUACUUCAGGAAAAGGAAGAAGAUUUGAAAGAAGCGCAAAAAAGAAUGAAGAGAUUGCGUCUCGUCCACUACACCACCAUCGUGUUCCUCGUCUUACUAUCCUACAAACUAAUUAAGUUUUUCCUAAAUUUGUUUAUGAACAACUAAAUAUCCAGUGUUUAAGCUAAAACAUGAAAUAUGAGACUGGUUAAAGAUGAGUGAUUUUAUUUAUUUUUGCUUAAGUUGGUGGGUAAGCUCUCGACCCACCUGUGUUACGUGGUUA